GCUGAUUGGCUGUUGCGAGGUCGGGGCGGGGAGGGUGGGAGACGCUGGAUCUCCUCCGGCCUCCCCGUCUUUCCCGCCAUGUCGUUCGUGGAGAGCGGGAGGCGCUCGCUUGUACAGCGCCGCCGCCUCGGUACCCCUGUCCCUUUUUUUCGGCCGAGGCUUUCCUCCUUCACUCAGGGGGAUAGUUGGGGUGAAGGUGAAGACGAAGAGGAUGAAUGCGACCAAGUAGCCCGCGACCUACGGGCAGAGUUCUCAGCUGGGGCGUCGUCGGAGCCUAGAAAGGGCUUGCUACUCCCGCCGAAAGGGGACGGGUCGCCGGUCCUGCCGGAGAAGCGCAAUGGCAUCUCGGCGGAUACAUGCGGCCGAACACAGGUUCAGCGGUGGCCGGUCCAGGUCCUCUCAAUUCUGUGUUCGCUGCUGUUCGCCGUCCUCCUCGCCUUCCUCCUCGCCAUCGCCUACCUGAUCGUAAAAGAGUUACAUGCUGAGAAUUUGAAGAAUGAAGAUGAUGUAGACACUGGGCUAUUAGGAUUCUGGACUCUACUUAUAAUAUCCCUAACUGCCGGGUUCUCCUGCUGCAGCUUUUCUUGGACAGUGACUUAUUUUGAUUCUUUUGAACCAGGAAUGUUUCCUCCUACUCCUCUUUCACCUGCCAGGUUCAAGAAACUUACUGGACAUUCUUUCCACAUGGGCUAUAGUAUGGCAAUAUUGAAUGGCAUCGUAGCUGCUCUUACUGUUGCAUGGUGCCUCCUGUAAACUCACACGGAAGCAAUAUUCUUAGCAAAACUUAGUCAUGAUUGCUUUGUAAUAACAGGGAAGAACAUCAUUGCCUACUCAGAAGACCAAGAAACCUGCUUUUCAUUAUGUGAUUCAGAUACGUUUUAUAUCAUCAUUACAAGAGGACCUUCUUAAGCAUUGUUCUAGAACCUGGGCAUUAGGAUAUCUGAGUAUUAAGUUUCAAGUAAUUUCUUAAAAUUUUAAGAUGUUUACCUCAUUUCUUUACUUUUCUGUGUGUUAUUUUUGUAAAUUGUAGAAAACAUUUUCAUGGAAAUCAAACUGGAAAACUUGAAUACAGGACAGUGCCCAUCUUUCUAUGUAUAUUCUACAUUUUUGCUAAGAAUCACUGAUAUUACUGUUUAAUUAAGAUGGAACCAUUUCUUAAUUAUUCAUUAUAUCAGGAAAACCAACAAUGCCCACUACUUUAACAUUUUAUAGAAGCUACUUUUAAACUGGAAUAUUUAGUUUGAUAUUCAUAUAAUCAAUAGAAGCACAUUUGUAUUUUGUAUUGAGAUAUAGUUCCUUGUUGUGUGUGGAAUUUUUUUUUGUUUUUUCUGUGUGUUUUUUUUUACAUAUUUUCCUACUAUAUCUUGAAUUUGUAUGUUUUAAAAAUUGUUACAUCUAGACAAAUGUAAAUGUUAUUCUUUACCUGGUGCAAGCCUAAUAACUCCAAUUUUUAAUAAGUAUUUUGUCUUUUAAAAAAAACACAUUGACCUCAGUUUAAAAUUAAGUAAGCUUAUUUUUAACAAA
This is a messenger RNA of Hipposideros armiger (great roundleaf bat), 1524 nucleotides long. RefSeq names its product ARF like GTPase 6 interacting protein 6 (gene ARL6IP6). Bases 79 to 753 code for a protein of 224 amino acids. The record is from RefSeq and is a predicted model, not a curated record. Lineage: Eukaryota; Metazoa; Chordata; Mammalia; Chiroptera; Hipposideridae. The transcript is spliced from 4 exons.